UUCCUCAACAUCUCCUCUCUCUAUAUCUCUCAAUUUUUUUUUAAAAUUAAAAAGAAAAAUCCAUGCACUUAUAAUUAUUAUUUGAAUUGAAAAUGGGACUCUUCGACUUCAAUUCAAGUAUUUUGCUCUCUGAAAAUGAUGUGAACUCCAUGGAAUUCACUUUUCUUUUGAGAUAUGUCAAUUCCAAAGAAGAUGAUCAAGAAGAAGAUCGACAAGAGGAGACAUUAAAUGGAAGAAGCAACUCAGUCGUUCAAGAUGAUGAUAAUGGGUUCAAAACUCCAACAUCUUUGGAGCAUAAAAUUCCCACAAGUAUUCAGUGCCCGAUGGCGCCGAGGAAACCAAAACCUCGACGGUUGACGAAGCGGAAGGCCGUGGAACGACACCGGUUGUUGCUGGAUCUGUCCUCUGAGAUUCAGUCUUUGUUUCCAGCUGAGUUUCUUGUAGGCCUUGGUGGUAAGAUCAAGAGGGUUAGACAAUAAAAGAAACUUAAAAACUUUGAUCCAUAACUUUUACAAAAAAGAAUGUACUACUAUUUUCUUUUCUCUUGGGUUUUCUUAGUUCUUAAAAUUGAUAUUGUAGAAAUUAAUAUCUGUGGUUAGAUAUCAUCUUUCCUCCGGCUGACUUUCUAUCUUCUCCGGCGGCCGCGAGGUGCAACUUUGUUAGCUUAAAAUUAUCUGAAUCUUUAACAUAAUAUCAUAACAAAAUUUAUGAA
Molecule: messenger RNA, 712 nt
Organism: Cucumis melo (muskmelon)
Lineage: Eukaryota; Viridiplantae; Streptophyta; Magnoliopsida; Cucurbitales; Cucurbitaceae
Product: cyclin-dependent protein kinase inhibitor SMR3-like
Exons: 1
Coding region: 93-479 (128 amino acids)
Biological process (GO): regulation of DNA endoreduplication
Source: RefSeq, a predicted model, not a curated record